Caenorhabditis angaria is the source of this 485-nucleotide messenger RNA. Lineage: Eukaryota; Metazoa; Nematoda; Chromadorea; Rhabditida; Rhabditidae. The record is from the annotation of a GenBank genome assembly.
AUGGAGGGAAGGGAAUCGAAUCGACUCGAAUCGGUUCGAAUCGACUCGAAUCGGUUCGAAUCGGUUCGAAUCGACUCGAAUCGGUUCGAAUCGACUCGAAUCGGAUCGAAUCAAGCGGGUAGCUAACAAGAGUCAAGCGGGUAGCUAACAAAAAUUUUUUUAAAAAGUUACAGAUUUGGACAAAUCCAAAAAUGUAAAAAAAAGCUUAGUAAGCCACCCAGAAGCAACUUUAAAGCUAAAAAAAUUGAAAGAAAAUUUUUAACACUGUUAAAAAAGGCUUAGGCUUAGUAACCACCCAGAAGUAACUGUGAAGGCGAAAACCCCAAUUUUUCAUUCCAGAUUUUUUUAAAAAUUUAAAAAAAAAUGGAGGGAAGGGAAUCGAAUCGACUCGAAUCGGUUCGAAUCGACUCGAAUCGGUUCGAAUCGGUUCGAAUCGACUCGAAUCGGUUCGAAUCGACUCGAAUCGGAUCGAAUCAAGCGGGUAG